Molecule: messenger RNA, 1924 nt
Organism: Rhipicephalus microplus (southern cattle tick)
Lineage: Eukaryota; Metazoa; Arthropoda; Arachnida; Ixodida; Ixodidae
Product: cytochrome P450 4V2
Molecular function (GO): heme binding; iron ion binding; oxidoreductase activity, acting on paired donors, with incorporation or reduction of molecular oxygen
Source: RefSeq, a predicted model, not a curated record
GGCAGCGCCGGAUCGCGUAUUUUCAUGACGCCUGCUACUCUGCAGGCUGCGCACGCUAUGCAUCACACCGCUGCGCUGGACGCCAUUCAAAACUGGCAGCACCGGACCACCUGCUGCUACUUAUUUACUAAGACACCCUUACGCUCUCUCCCCUCUACUCUUUCACCUGUUUUCUUAACUAGGGGCUGCGGAGUAAAAAAGAGAUAAAACAGAAGAGCUGUAAAAGAGAGAGAGACAAACCCAAGUGCGGAGGCGGUCGGUGGCCGUCGGUUAUAAGGAGGGGUCCUGAUGCGGCGGAGAAAUAUUUUCUUUGAACGGGUGCCGGUAGAGUGACAGACAGCCCGUGCGCCGUGAUGGCCCAACAAGCGGCGCUGGUCGCAUCGCUUUCCCAGUGGGUCACGUGUCAGACACUCGCGUGGACAGUGGCGGUGCUCUUUGCAGGGAUGGUUCCUGAAGAAGCACUACUUGCCCUGGCUCAAGAUGUGGCUGGCGUUGAAGCCCGUGCCCGGACCUUGGGAUUGGAUACCGUUCUGGUACAUUCUGUACGUGUACUGGAAGAGGAGAAAACAAAUCAGUGCGGAUAAUUUCACGGCAGCCGUGUUUGCUGCAGUACGCGAACUCUGCAAGCAAUACGAAGGAAAGACGCUGAAAGGAUAUGUGGUCUUCACGCCCGUCGCAGGAAUACACACGCCCGAAGCAGCACAGACGCUCCUCAUGGGUAAAGUAAAAUCGGACAAACCUGUCCUUUACAGGUUUCUCAAACCAUGGCUUGGACACAGAAGUCUUCUCAUGAUUGGCGGAGACGCCUGGAAGACUAAGCGGCGGAUCUUCAUGCAAGCCUUCCACACGAGCGCGAUGGACGGCUAUCUGAGCUCCAUGCGUGACAACGCCGAGUGCCUGGUGGCCAGAAUAGAUCAGCUGCUCAAGGAGUCACCCGGAGAGCCCAUCGUGUGUCUCGAGAACGUGCAGAAGUGCGCACUGGACAUUAUCGGACGCUUUGCCUUGGGUGAAGAGCUUGGUGUUCAAAGGGAGAAGCACGGAAAUUACGGCACCUACUUUCACAUGUUGACAGUGCUCAUAAGCUCACGGACAUUUCAACCCUGGAACUGGUUGGACACAAUCUACAGUCUAACCCCAAGUGGAAGACUCUUCGAGAAAACACUCCGAAAAAUAGAAGCCAUCGUCAAAACCGUGCUCAAAAACCGGAAAAACGUGCUCCAGAAGCUCCACAAUGACACGCAAGACCAUGAACAACAACCUUUGCCAAACGGCGACGUCGCAAGUGGUAGCGACUCCAGUUCGUGCGCAAUCAGCUGGAGUUUGUAUCUCCUCGGUCUGCACCCAGAGAAACAGCGCAAGGUCCAGCAGGAGCUGGAAAAUGUCCUGGGUCAUGACCCGGACAGGUUCUACACGUUGGAUGACCUGAAGCGCCUGGAAUACAUGGAGUGCUGCAUAAAGGAGACGCUGCGCUUGUGCCCGCCAUUCCCUUUCAUUGGAAAAGUCAUCGAUGAAGACUUAGUCAUUGAUGGCCACACUUUGCCCCAGGGUCUAUCGUGUUUCCUCAACAUCUUCAGCCUUCACAGAAAUCCCGACCAGUUUGACAAACCAGAGGAGUACAUACCCGAAAGGUUCAUGUCUGAAGAGAACAGUCGGCGGCAUCCAUACAGCUAUCUCCCGUUCUCUGCUGGUCCUAAGAACUGCAUAGGUCAGAAGUUUGUCAUGAUGGAGGUGAAAGUUGUGCUGGCCAAAAUCCUUACCAAGUUUACCGUCGAGUCUACACGUCCCCUCGAAGAGGUUGAGAUGACCUUCGAGAUUGUGCUGAAGGCCAAAGGUGGACUUCCUGUGUGGUUCCGAAGAAGAGAGCUGUCCUAGCUACACGUUUGUAAUAUUUGUACAUAAAUCAAAGCGUUUUUCAAUAACCAAA